Molecule: messenger RNA, 234 nt
Organism: Adineta ricciae
Lineage: Eukaryota; Metazoa; Rotifera; Eurotatoria; Adinetida; Adinetidae
Source: the annotation of a GenBank genome assembly
AUGUCGCGAAAUUCACCUUCAAUUUUGCCAACUUCUCGUCUGAUACCGCUGAUCAGACCUGGCUCUGGUUCACCUGCCCAAUUUGGAUCCAUAGACAGCGGACAAUUUGUUAAUGGUGGUUAUGGUGGUUAUGGUAGCUAUGGUCUCGGUGGCCUCGGUGGCCUCGGUGGCCUCGGUGGCUAUGGAGGAGUAGCACAAGGUGUCCCAUAUGGAUUUGGUGUAACAACAUAUUAA